CACCCGCACCUGCUGCUGCUGAUGGCUGUGAGUGUGUCCAUUGACCUGGACAGCACAAAGCUGGUCUAUGAGAGAGUAAAUGUGGGGUCCCUGUACAGUCUGCUGCACCAAAAGCGGGAUGAGUAUCCUCUCCUACAGCUGGUUGACCUGUUAUCAGUGGUGCUACAGGUGUGUGAGGUGUUAAUGUACCUGCAUGGCCGGUCUCUGGUGCUCCGGGCCCUUUCCUCACACACUGUACUCAUUGUGCACCCUGGAAUUGCCAAGGUUACAGGCCUCGGGUUUAUUGUGCCCAGUGAGGGAACGAGCACCUACACCCCACCUCUCGUUCCUCUACCUCUCAGCCUUAUCAACUGGGCAGCUCCAGAAGUGAUCAGAUGUAGAGCAUGUACAGGAAAAGCCGAUCUCUAUAGUGUGUGCACCCUUAUACAGGAGAUCUACACAGAUGCUUUGCCAUGGGGCUCCACAGACCCACGCUGGAUAAAACGCUCGGUUGAAGCCGGUCAGGCUCUGAUAGCAAACCCUGCCGUGCCUGAGCCUUAUUACCAGUUCCUGCAGGAGGGCCUGCAACACAGAGCCCAGCACAGGACCAGCAACCUGCACGACUUGUGCUUUAAUUUACGCUGUUAUAUAAGGGAGAUAAGAAGUGAGAAUAAGAGAAGUGGAUGGAACUCAUGGUCAGCUCUUCAGAGCAUCCCUAGAUGGAACACUGACAUCAAUCAGACGAGAGAGCAGGACAAAUCUGUAUAUCAGGACAGCAGGACUGCAGUUCAUAAGGAGACCCAAGAAAAUCACCUGGAAGGAAUCUACAAAGAAGAAGAGGAGUCCACCACAGACACUGAUUACCUCCACUGGGAUAUUUCGCAUAGUGACGUCACUGCUUUGCAUGAAUGGCCAACUACCCAUCAUAUUCCACUUUCUGAGCCACCUUGUUCUAACUGUAGUGAUACAGACAAGGAUCUGGCAAUUAGCCGCUCCAUCUCAAAGCAUACUGGCUCCAUUGUUCUCAACCUUAAAGUGUCUCAGGUUCUUCUACAGCAGGCUGAACAGAGUCUGGAUAAUGUAGAGGCCACCCAAUUGGACGCUCCAUGCUUUGAUGAGGUGGAUGCUGUGAUGAAGAGGGUGAACAUGGCAAAAGAAUGCAGUGAUGGUGUUGGGAAGGCUGUGGGACCACCGUUUAAAAAUUAUAUUCCCAACUGGACCAUUAAUGGAGAUGACGAGGACAGUCAGUACAGCUCGGCUCAAGAUGAGAGCUUCGACAGCAUAUCCCUUCCUAGGAGUGUAAAGGAAGAGAACAGGGACUUGAAGAGAGUUGAAACAACAAAAAGAGGACAGCAACAGACAGGACGUCAAAAGUCAGAGAGGUUACAUGUGCGGUUUGGGUUGUCAGAGACUCAGAAAGAUGACACACACCAAUCUCUUAAAAAUCACAUCCAAACAAAACCCUCAUGGACCAGUGAGGUUAGUGAAAUGGUGGCCCUAAUGACACGUGGGUGGUUGGGGUCACCCUUGAGUGCUUUUGGCAGCAGUGACAGUGAGGAUGUAGGAGAGCAACAGCUCCACCUACAGGACAGCCAUAGUGUGAAAGGCUACCAGGAAUAUGAGAACCAGGAAAGCACUGAUCUGGAGCAUCUAUUCAAGAGUUUUGCUGGUAUUCAGAGUGAUAGUGAGGAGAGCACAAAUGACCGUACAAUCUAUCACACUUUUGAUGUGACCAACGGAGUGCUGGAGGUGACAAGCCAAACUGAGGAUGAGGGAAGUUCAGAUUGUUUGGACUGUACACAGACACAGCAGUCUAGCAUGUUCUACACACCCAAACAUCACCUGUCCAACCACACAUCAUCUGGUGAAGAGCGUUCUCAGUCACUGAGCUCAGAGGACGAGUUGGACGUCACAGUGGAGGUGUGUCGUCCAAGCACAUCUCCAGCAGAGGGAAAGCAGGCUGGUGAAAACAGUCUGAGUGAAUACCAGCUUGCUCAAGAGGACUCAACAGAAUCUGAAUCCAUUACUCCAGUGCACAGGUGUAUUCCUACCAUCAGUUGUUUGCCAGACCUGGCUGAGAUUGCAGACCUCUCCAGCAUAUCCUGUUCACCAGCCAGUCACCUUGAAUGGGUGGAGUCAGCCGAAGCCCCGCCCAUCCCUCUCAGCAGAGGACAUCCACCCUGUAACAGCACCCCACGCAGCCCAAAAGGCCAUAGGACACACCUUAGAGAUGUGCAGGGUAGCACUGAGCCCCUCCCUCACCUCCAGAGCUUAUUGGACACGUCACCAUGGGGCAGUGCUCCAUCCAAUACUGUCUGCACAGAGAGUUUCGCCACAGUCAGCGCAGGAGACAGCAGCACUACAAAUGCCUCUGUGUCCAGCAUCCUGCAGUCUCCAGUAAAAAUCAACAUCUCUAAGGAUGGAAGGGAGGAAAUAGACUCUUCAUCCAGCGGUAAUGCAGAGUUCACCACUGCCAGCUCUGGAGCCAGACAGACCACUGAGACCAGCCAGGGGCCCAGUGAAGAGACAGAGCAUCCUGCUGAGAAUAAUAAUGUGGGUGAGGAGGGAGCGGAGGUAGGUGAUGAUGACCUGUCAGACUCUGAACGUCAAUGUGAGCAAGAGUCCUCUGAUGAAAAGGUGUUUGAUGAUGAAGACAUUGCAGAGAAGAUGGAAGGAUGUGAGGGUGAAAACCCAUGUCAAAUACAUGACCUUCAUCCAGAUCACAACCCUGCUGAAAAUGCAAACUGUCAGAAAAGAGAGAAGAGUCACAGCCUUGAUGAAACUGAGAGGGCAAGCUCCACCCUUGAUGAGGAUCUACAGAGAAUGUUUUUGGAAAGAGCCACAGAACAGAGAAUCUCUAGAGACCCAGGGUCCCUCGUGUCUGACAUAAAAGGAGAGGGGGAUGUGAGAGAGGACUUGGGUUGUCCAGAAGGGCACUACAUAGAGACAGCAACAGAAUGUAUAAACAAGCUAGGAGGGAAGAUUGAGGCAGCUGAUCAGGAGAACCAUCCUAACAGCGGAGGUCUUGAGCAGACACUUCCAGAGUCAGUCAAACUGCACUGUUGAAGAGAAGCUGUUCCCGAUGUUUUGCAUCUGCAUUGUUUCCAUUUUAGAUGCUUAAGGCAUGUGGUUUGUGUUCUUUAAGUUGAAUUUACUGUUUAAUGAAGAAAAUGUUCCAAAUAUUUAGCAUCCAGACUUGUUUUUUUAUGUACAUCAACAGUUUGAGCUUUGAUGUUACUAUGGAAUACAUUUUUAAAUGUUUUCACAUGUAUUUAAAUGUUCAUGAUGUUGUUGUUACAGA
Carassius auratus (goldfish) is the source of this 3280-nucleotide messenger RNA. RefSeq lists its product as uncharacterized. Lineage: Eukaryota; Metazoa; Chordata; Actinopteri; Cypriniformes; Cyprinidae. Gene Ontology annotation, molecular function: protein kinase activity; ATP binding. Gene Ontology annotation, cellular component: intercellular bridge; midbody; kinetochore. Gene Ontology annotation, biological process: attachment of spindle microtubules to kinetochore; male meiotic nuclear division; mitotic spindle assembly checkpoint signaling. The transcript is spliced from 22 exons. The record is from RefSeq and is a predicted model, not a curated record. The coding region runs from base 22 to 3045 and encodes 1007 amino acids.